This is a messenger RNA of Chiroxiphia lanceolata (lance-tailed manakin), 5872 nucleotides long. RefSeq names its product TAO kinase 1 (gene TAOK1). The record is from RefSeq and is a predicted model, not a curated record. Gene Ontology annotation, biological process: execution phase of apoptosis; protein phosphorylation. Gene Ontology annotation, molecular function: ATP binding; protein kinase activity. The coding region runs from base 192 to 3197 and encodes 1001 amino acids. NCBI's taxonomy places the organism in Eukaryota, Metazoa, Chordata, Aves, Passeriformes, Pipridae. The transcript is spliced from 20 exons.
UUGCCCCGCUCCUCCUCCUUCUUCUCCUCCUCCUCCUCGUCCUCCUCCUCCUCCGCGGGGGGCCGACCGGCGCUCCCAGCCCGGCUGCGGCGGAGGUAAUCCAUGCUGAAGAGGCUCCAUUCAUACAGAUGAGCCAAGGGUUGAAGCAGCACUUUAAACCCAGAUAGUCGGUCGGCUCACUGCCCAGCAGGAUGCCAUCAACCAGCCGAGCGGGCAGCCUGAAGGACCCCGAAAUUGCAGAGCUCUUCUUCAAAGAAGAUCCAGAAAAGCUCUUCACAGAUCUCCGAGAGAUUGGCCAUGGAAGCUUCGGAGCAGUUUAUUUUGCACGUGAUGUGCGCACCAAUGAAGUGGUGGCCAUCAAGAAAAUGUCAUAUAGUGGGAAGCAGUCCAAUGAGAAAUGGCAGGAUAUUAUUAAGGAAGUCAAGUUCCUCCAAAGAAUAAAACACCCUAACAGUAUAGAAUACAAAGGCUGCUAUCUGCGGGAGCAUACAGCAUGGCUUGUUAUGGAAUAUUGUUUAGGAUCAGCAUCAGACUUACUAGAAGUUCAUAAAAAGCCAUUGCAAGAAGUGGAAAUAGCAGCAAUUACCCAUGGUGCUCUCCAGGGAUUAGCAUACUUGCAUUCUCACAAUAUGAUCCAUAGAGAUAUCAAGGCAGGAAACAUCCUGCUGACAGAGCCAGGACAGGUGAAACUUGCUGACUUUGGGUCUGCUUCCAUAGCAUCUCCUGCCAACUCAUUUGUGGGGACGCCAUAUUGGAUGGCCCCAGAAGUGAUUUUAGCCAUGGAUGAAGGGCAGUAUGAUGGCAAAGUAGAUGUUUGGUCUCUUGGAAUUACCUGUAUUGAGUUAGCGGAAAGGAAGCCUCCUUUGUUUAACAUGAACGCAAUGAGUGCCUUAUAUCACAUAGCGCAGAAUGAAUCCCCUACACUACAGUCUAAUGAAUGGUCUGAUUAUUUUCGAAACUUCGUAGAUUCUUGCCUCCAGAAAAUUCCUCAAGACAGGCCUACAUCAGAGGAGCUUCUGAAGCACAUGUUUGUUCUUCGAGAGCGGCCCGAAACAGUGUUAAUAGACCUGAUUCAGAGAACAAAGGAUGCAGUGAGAGAACUGGACAACCUACAGUAUCGUAAAAUGAAGAAGCUCCUCUUCCAGGAGGCCCACAAUGGCCCUGCAGUGGAAACACAGGAGGAGGAGGAGGAACAAGAUCAUGGUGUCGGCAGGACGGGAACGGUGAAUAGUGUCGGAAGUAAUCAGUCCAUUCCUAGUAUGUCUAUCAGUGCCAGUAGCCAAAGCAGUAGUGUUAACAGUCUUCCAGAUGCCUCGGAUGAUAAGAGCGAGCUGGAUAUGAUGGAGGGGGACCACACCGUGAUGUCAAAUAGCUCUGUCAUUCAUUUAAAGCCGGAGGAAGAAAACUACAGAGAGGAGUCGGAUCCUCGAACAAGGGCAUCAGAACCCCAGUCUCCUCCCCAAGUAUCUCGCCACAAGUCUCAUUAUCGCAACCGAGAGCACUUUGCUACCAUACGCACAGCAUCGCUGGUGACAAGGCAAAUGCAGGAACAUGAACAAGACUCUGAGCUCCGAGAGCAGAUGUCUGGCUAUAAACGUAUGAGACGGCAGCACCAGAAGCAACUGAUGGCAUUAGAGAAUAAACUGAAGGCAGAGAUGGACGAGCAUCGCCUCAGGUUGGACAAAGAUCUUGAAACACAGCGUAACAAUUUUGCUGCAGAAAUGGAAAAGCUAAUUAAAAAGCACCAAGCAGCCAUGGAGAAAGAGGCUAAAGUGAUGGCCAAUGAAGAAAAGAAGUUUCAACAGCAUAUUCAGGCCCAACAGAAAAAAGAAUUGAACAGUUUCCUGGAGUCCCAGAAGAGAGAAUAUAAACUCCGUAAAGAGCAACUGAAAGAGGAGCUGAAUGAAAACCAGAGCACUCCAAAGAAGGAGAAGCAGGAGUGGCUCUCCAAGCAGAAGGAGAACAUCCAGCAUUUCCAGGCAGAGGAAGAGGCCAACUUACUGAGGCGUCAGAGGCAAUACUUGGAGCUGGAGUGUCGCCGCUUCAAGAGACGGAUGCUCCUUGGACGCCAUAACCUGGAGCAGGACCUGGUUCGGGAGGAGCUAAACAAAAGGCAGACACAGAAGGACCUGGAGCAUGCCAUGCUGCUGCGUCAGCACGAGUCCAUGCAGGAGCUGGAGUUCCGCCAUCUCAGUACCAUCCAGAAGAUGCGCUGUGAGCUGAUCCGACUCCAGCACCAGACCGAGCUCACCAACCAGCUGGAAUACAACAAGCGCCGGGAGCGGGAGCUGAGGCGUAAGCACGUCAUGGAGGUCCGGCAGCAGCCCAAGAGCCUGAAGUCAAAAGAACUACAGAUAAAGAAGCAGUUUCAGGAUACAUGCAAGAUCCAAACCAGACAGUACAAAGCACUGAGAAACCAUCUGCUGGAGACCACGCCAAAGAGUGAACAUAAAGCUGUCCUCAAACGGCUCAAGGAGGAGCAGACCCGGAAGCUGGCUAUCCUGGCUGAGCAGUAUGAUCACAGCAUUAAUGAAAUGCUCUCUACACAAGCUCUGCGUUUGGAUGAGGCGCAGGAAGCAGAGUGCCAGGUUUUGAAGAUGCAGCUGCAGCAAGAAUUGGAGCUGCUGAACGCAUAUCAGAGUAAAAUCAAGAUGCAGGCAGAAGCCCAGCAUGAUCGGGAGCUGCGUGAUCUUGAACAGAGGGUAUCCCUCCGUCGGGCCCUCCUUGAGCAGAAGAUUGAGGAGGAGAUGCUGGCAUUGCAGAACGAGCGUACUGAGCGGAUACGAAGCCUGCUGGAGCGUCAAGCUCGCGAGAUCGAAGCCUUUGACUCAGAAAGCAUGAGGCUAGGUUUUAGUAAUAUGGUUCUUUCUAAUCUCUCCCCCGAGGCGUUCAGCCACAGCUACCCGGGAGCUUCUGGCUGGUCCCACAAUCCUACUGGGGGUGCAGGACCUCACUGGGGUCAUCCCAUGGGUGGCCCACCACAAGCUUGGGGCCAUCCAAUGCAAGGUGGACCCCAGCCAUGGGGUCACCCCUCGGGGCCCAUGCAGGGGGUACCUCGAAGUAGUGCUAUAGGGGUCCGCAACAGCCCCCAGGCUCUGAGGCGGACAGCUUCUGGGGGACGGACGGAGCAGGGCAUGAGCAGGAGCACAAGUGUUACUUCACAAAUAUCCAAUGGUUCACACAUGUCUUAUACAUAACUUAAACAAUAACUGAGGGUGGCAAUUCCACUGGAGCUGUCUGCCAACAGAAACUGCCUACAGACACCAGCCCAGCAGCCUCCUCAGUGCGGUGCUGACGUGUGGAAGCUGGGUGCACAUGGAAUAUUGUAUUCAUUUUGUAAAGCAUUACGUUUUGUGUUUACUAACUGGGAUGUCAUAGUAUUUGGCUGCAGGGUUUGGGGGGGUGGUUUUUGGUUUUUUGUUUUGUUGUUGGUUUUUUUUUACUUUUUGGAGGGGUCUUGGGAGGGCAUCUGAGAAAUAUAUGCAAUUAGUCAGAAGAGUUGGCUGGUGGUCGUCACACUGACAGGACAGAAGGGCCUCAGACUGCCCUCAUCAUGCCAUCCAUGUAGGAAGUCUGAGGGAGAAUGGAGACCUCCUCCCAUGUCCAUAAAUUUCGAACUGCCACCCUGCAAAAACCAGGCAAGCUGCCUUUAAACCAACAUCCAGGGGAGGAACAGCUGGAUCUUCUGUUCCAUUUUUAUUUGUCAUCGAAUUGGAUAAAUUUCUAGGGUAUUGCCUCUGCCAAGAGGCAUUUUUAAAGAAUUGUAGAUGAGGAAGAAGGGUGAGAAGAGAGGCCAAGAGACAUCAGGGCUCAUCAGGGCCCUUCUACCCAAGUGCCCGCUCGGUGUCAUGAAAGAAGUGAUGUUCUCUCAGAAGGCACUGGUCAGCUUCCCGAGAACUCUGUAGGUAAACCUGUCUGGAAGGAACAGGCUAGGAAUGUUUGAAACUGUAAAUCUGCUUUGGCACUCCCUGACUGUGCUGCUGGUAGCUCAGAUGAGGUUGGGCAGAGGAGCGUAAGUAAUGCACUUGUACAGCUAAUACUGUGACAUCUCAUUUUAGCUAAGCAUCAGAAUAAUUCUUGGAGCCCAGCGUAGUCCUUUUUGCUCCAUUCAGAAAUGUUUAGACUUUCAACCAAUCAGUCUCAAAUGCCAGAGGUAUUUUGAAGGAUGCCAUAGUCACAAAAUGCCAUUGAUCGGGUUUUUCAUUAUUACACUACAUCCACCAAUUUAUUACCUUUUUGGCUUGUUGCAAUUUCCUGUUUACAUGUGGUGUGUAGCCAACUGUUGAAAUGUUUAGUUGCCACGGCGUACCAGGAGGAGCUGAGCCAAUGACUCUUUCCCAGCUGAUGACUAACCCACAUCACCACUGUAGAUCUUGCUGCAUGUGAGGCUCCUUUUUAUUAUUUUCAUUGCUGCAAUACUUCACAACUUUUACACUCCCUUGAGAUGCUGUGAUAUUUUGGCAGCGUAUCACACCAUGUGAGAAGGCACUACUUCCAGAGGGCUCGUUGGAGCUGCUGUACUACUGAAAGAAAGCAAAGGAGGUUGUGAAAUCCAUACAGUGAUAAGGGGUCAGGGAGUCUCAUAACUGAAUGACUUCGUGGCAUCGUGUCAUCCCUUCGUACUGGGAACCAGAGAUGCCCCCAUGCUCUCGUGCCAGUGCCAGGGUGGUCUGGGUCAGAUAGGACUGUGGGAAGAGCAGGUAGAUGAAAUUUGGCUUGGGGCAAAGAUUUCCGUCUUGGGGACUGACCAGCCAGGGUUCUUUGUAAAUGUUUCUCCUUGCACACUAAUCAUCUUGAAGAAAACACUAGCUGCUAACUCUAGGAUUUGCCUUUAAUAUGUUUAUAGGGCUCAAAAGCGAGGUUUUCCGAAUGUGUUUGUCCAUGUGACAUAUUUAUAUAGUAAAUACUCCGGUGUCUCGCUGCUGUUCAGUACUCGACAGGGCGACGUUCUUUCGUUAGCUGAGUUACCAUCCACUCCCAAUCCUUAACUCUCUGCCAGUGUCCGGUGAAUCCAGCUGGGAUUUCUAGCAUCUUGACGUAGCAUAUCACUCUAACUGAAGAUGGAAACUCUACCAAGAUGUUUGAGCAGCCCCUCGGUAAGGAACUCUGUAGUACUAACAGUUGAUGGAAGCCUGGGAUGAGGCAGGGGUUCCAUGGAGGUACCCUCUGGUCACCCCCUAGGGCAAGUGGUGGCUGUGAAUUGUCCUGUCCUUUCCUCUGCUAUGUUUUUAUGUGGAAUUGGAUGUUUUGGGGUCAUUCUUUUGCAUUGCAGUGUUGUUGAAAUGCAACAAAACUGAUUUAGGAAAGGUACCUGUGUUUUCCUGGUGUUAGAAAGACAGAACCGAAAUGAGAGGCCAAAACUGUUUUGGGGUUCACUGUGUGAGUGUGGAGGGUGUGCCCAGAGCAUGGUGCUAACACAGCAUUUUGAGUUCAGCUCCUCUAUCCCAAACAGCAGCAGCAACAGCGGGGACAGGCUAUACCUGCAAGUUCAGUGGGUUCAUUCUUGCUUCUGUUAUGGUUUGAAUUUGGUCAAAGUCUCUGGCUUAAAUUGAACUACUUAACAGAAUUCUCUCAGCCCAUCUCUUUGUGUAAUGUCAAGCAUGACUGAAUGCUGAAUCCAAAUGAUGGCUAUCCCAUAUUGGCUUUUUUGUAUUCAAAAAGAACUGUGUAGUAACCAUUUUUACAUGUAUAUCAUGUGCAGACCUGGACUAUUCCAACAAGUUAAGAUUUUAAUUAAAAUAGUUUGCAAAAACUGAUUCAGAUCAACUGGUCUAAAUGUGUGUGUCCCUGUGUGUACGUGGGGGAAGAAAAGCUGUCCAAAAAAAAAGCCUGAUCUCAAGAGAAAACACCCCAUUACGUAGCUGUAACCAGA